Erigeron canadensis is the source of this 1526-nucleotide messenger RNA. Its product is annotated as probable serine/threonine-protein kinase PBL7. The coding region runs from base 123 to 1337 and encodes 404 amino acids. Gene Ontology annotation, molecular function: ATP binding; protein kinase activity. Lineage: Eukaryota; Viridiplantae; Streptophyta; Magnoliopsida; Asterales; Asteraceae. The transcript has 5 exons. Gene Ontology annotation, biological process: protein phosphorylation. The record is from RefSeq and is a predicted model, not a curated record.
GGGUUUUCUGUAAAAAAAAUUAUAAUAUAAUCAUUUUUUUUACAAUUUAUUUUCAUUUUUAAACAAUAUAAUCAAUAAAUAUCCAUAUAUAUAUAUAUAUAUAUAGAUACAGAAAAAAAGGAAUGGGUUGUUUCCCUUGUGCAGGGGGAGAUUCUUCAACAAAAAAAUCAUCAUCAAAGAAAAAUAGAAAUAAUAACACCCGAAAGGAUCAAUCAAAUACCAAAGCUUCUGAUACAAUAAAAGUCGAACGGGCUAAUGAAGUGAAGAAGGAAAAUGUACAAAAUGUCAUUCAACCACCGGUUUCAAACGAGUCUGUUGAGAAGAAUAAGCCCCCAGAAGAGGGAGGCUCUAUGAGUAAAGCUAGAACGUUCACAUAUGCGCAAUUAGUGAGUGCAACCGAUAAUUUUAAAGCUGCUUAUUUCUUGGGUGAGGGUGGAUUUGGUAAAGUCUACAAAGGAAAACUUGAGGAUUCUGAUCAGAUUGUCGCUAUAAAGCAGUUGGAUCGUGAUGGGUUGCAAGGAAUUAGGGAAUUCGUUGUUGAAGUUUUGACAUUAAGCAUGGCGGAUCAUCCUAAUCUUGUAAAAUUAAUCGGCUAUUGUGCUGAAGGAGAGCAAAGAUUAUUGGUCUAUGAGUACAUGCCAUUAGGUUCUUUAGAAGAUCAUUUGCAUGAUCGCCGGCCCCACAGAAAACGGCUUGAUUGGAACACUAGAAUGAAAAUUGCGGCUGGUGCAGCUAGAGGGUUAGAGUAUUUGCAUGACAAGAUGAAUCCACCUGUUAUAUAUAGAGACUUGAAAGGUUCUAACAUUUUGCUAGGAGAGGAUUUCCAUACCAAAUUGUCUGAUUUCGGACUAGCAAAAGUGGGUCCACUUGGAGACAAAACUCAUGUUUCAACCCGAGUAAUGGGCACUUAUGGGUAUUGUGCUCCUGAUUAUGCUAUGACGGGCCAACUUACAUUUAAAUCAGAUAUUUAUAGCUUCGGGGUCGUAUUAUUGGAGCUCAUUACGGGUAGAAAAGCAAUAGAUAAUACAAGAUCUGCAGCAGAGCAAAAUCUUGUUGCGUGGGCACGACCAUUAUUUAAAGAUAGGAGGAAGUUUUGGCAGAUGGCAGAUCCGGUGCUAGAAGGUGAAUAUCCUGUGAGAGGACUAUACCAGGCAUUAGCAAUAGCUGCAAUGUGUGUCCAAGAACAACCUAAUAUGAGACCACUCAUUGCUGAUGUUGUCACUGCUCUCAAUUAUCUAGCUUCCCAAAAAUAUGACCCGUUAACCAACCCUGUUCAAAAUUCCCGGAGGUCUUCCCGUGGACAAAGAUCCACUGAUGAGAAAAAACCCGACAUGUAAAGUUGGAGGCUUAGUUUUGUCGUGUUCAUAUGAAAAGGGCGUUCGGUGUAUUUUUUGGCACCGUAACGAGUUGUGACAAAAACUUUUGAGUUUUCUUGAUUUAGGAUAGAAAGGUUUAGAGGAAUAAUGAAAUUAUAUAUGAUAUUUCUCUUCUUUUUGUUCAGUUAAAUAUGCAAAAUUUGAUCAAAA